Messenger RNA from Macadamia integrifolia, 3846 nucleotides. RefSeq lists its product as uncharacterized. The record is from RefSeq and is a predicted model, not a curated record. Gene Ontology annotation, biological process: DNA-templated transcription. The coding region runs from base 378 to 3557 and encodes 1059 amino acids. The transcript is spliced from 5 exons. Lineage: Eukaryota; Viridiplantae; Streptophyta; Magnoliopsida; Proteales; Proteaceae. Gene Ontology annotation, cellular component: nucleus.
CUUUGAACAGAAGGAUUGUGAAAAAGGGCAGAAUCCCGAACAGUAUCAAAUCCACUGUCAGUCUCUACUCUCUCAAAGCGAUGAAGCGUUACGAUUUCGAAGUUCUUCUGAGAAUCAUCAUCGAUAAGAACAACAGUGAUUCCGCCUUCAUAUCGAAACUGUAUAUCUAGAGAUAGAUUCAGGGUUUACGUUGUUAUGUGAUCAUCUGAGAUCGACUUCGCUGAGCAAAGCUAAUCGUUGGAGUGGAUCUGAACUCGCGAGGCUGAAGCAUUACUAGGGUUUCUACUUGUUGCAACACUUCUAUUAAGUUCUUUUGAGAUCUUGGUGCACCUUGGUUUUCUAUACUAAGUUCUGUUGGAUACUAGUAGACCAAACUAAUGUGGCAUAAGAAACAAAACAUGGCUUUCCCUGGUCAGAUGAUGGGUCCUCCUCGGCCUCAGUCUAGCCCUUUGGAGAACAUGAUAGUCCCACCUCCCUUUGGUGUUCCUGAUAAGGGUUUCCUGACUGAAUCAUCAAGGAAAAGGAAAGCAACAACUUUGAGUCAACAGGGAAAUAACUUUUCUGAUGGCACUUUUGAGUCAGUUCUAGAAAAUCCCUUCCCUAGAGAGUCAUACCCACAGCAUGGGAAUAGUGCACUUUCAGUGAUAAAUAUGCAACGGAACAGUUUUGGAACGUUUUCAAGUCAAACUGCAGAGUCUGGAGAACCAAACACUGAAAACACUCAAUUUGGGAACCACCGACAUCAUCAUCUGACUAAUUUUUCAACAACUUGGCAGAACAAUGUUAUGAACUUACCACAAUUUGCAGUUGAAAAAAUGAAUAAUUCAAGUAUGCUUCCUCAGUUUUUUCAUCGUAAAGGACCCCCACCUUCACUUAAGUCAGAAGGUGAGGAAAUUCUUACAAUACCUGAUCGGGAACACCUAGUACAUAUCACAGCCAGCCAAACUGAAGCACACCAGUUACCCUUUUAUUUGAAUUCAGCUGAUGCAUGUAUUGGACAAGCUCAGGAUGGUACUCCUUUAAAGGAUGAGAUGAACAUUGGCCAUGGCAAUCAAUUUAGUGCAGCUAAUCCAACAAUGGGACUGAACAGUGUGUCUUAUGAAAGUUUGAGGUCCUUGGAGAUGUCAGAGCAGAGUUUGGUUAAAAAUGGAAAGUUGAUGCAUUUUUUAAAAUUCGAUGGUAAAGAAGUUAGUCAUGGCACUAGUGGCAUUGCUUCUUCCAUUGAGGUUAAGAAUAGUGCUCAAUAUUUAAACACUUCAGGUACUGAAAAUGUCACAAAUGUUGGAAUGAGGUCAUGGGAAACUUCCAUAUGCAUUGAAGGAAAAAAAAAUGAUCAAUCUUGUGAAAAUCCUAACAGUGAAAAAAGAUCUGGCAGUGUUUCUGAUGUGGGUUUAGGAGUUAAUCUGAAGGACAGAGAUCAAAGCCCUGCAGAUCAGAACAUUAAGAAUGUUAUGAAAACAGUAGGAUCAGAUUUGGGGAAUGUGAAACGUACUUCAAAGGAGAAAAUCUCACCUGGAAAUGCUGAUAAUCCUGCCAAAUCUCAAGUUCGGCAUGGCCAUGGAUAUGAUCGGCAUAAUGUUUCUCUUAGCAUGGAUGGCAAAAGCAAGUCACUUGCUGGAAAAGUAGCUCCUCCAGGCGUUGAAAAACUUUGGGAUGGAUCCCUUCAGCUAAAUGCAUCUGUAACUGUGUCAGCAGUUGCCUUCUUUAAAAGUGGCGAGAAGGCACCAGAGAUCAACUGGUCUGAAUUUGUAGAAGUUAAGGGCAAAGUUAGGUUGGCGGCUUUCGAAAAAUUUAUUCAAGAACUUCCUCGUUCACGCAACCGUGGAUUGAUGGUAAUCUCACUUUGUUGGAAAGUUGGAUCUUCCAAAGCUGGACUCACAGGCAUGAAGGAGGUCGCGAAAGGUUACAAAGAAGGAGAGAGGGUAGGGUUCGCACAACUCUCUCGGGGUAUUGAUCUUUAUGUCUGUCCUCGUAGUGACACCAUUAUCACAAUACUUGCAAAAUAUGGUUUCUUCAAGGGCAUGGCAGCAGUUGAAGAAGAUCAAGACUCAUUGAUUGGUUGCGUAGUGUGGCGGAGAAACCUCACAUCGUCAAAUACCAAUGCUGUGUCGAAGAAAUCUGAAGGGAAGAAUCUUCAGUCAGCAGAACAAACUCACAACUCUCCCUCUGACUCUGCUGUCGAACAAACUAUGGAAAUUAAUCCUUCACUUACAGUGGCUCAGAAUUCCAGCCCACUUGAUUCAGGAGCCAGAUGCACACCUAUUGAGAGUACUGGAAGCAUAGGUACUGAGAACAGAAUUAUCCAGUCCAGCUCACUCCAUCUGGGAGUAGGCAGUUCUUUUACCAGUGCUAAUCCAGAACCAACUUCUGUUUCGAACAAUUCUCUACCAACCCCUGGACCAAAUAAUUCCCAAGUUAUCCCAGUGGGACUUCAAUCAGCUCUCCCUUCUGACUCAAGCUCUCUGUGGAGCAAUUCUUUUACCUAUCUUAAUGCAAAGCAAACUCCUGUUCCAAAUAACUCUCCACCAAAUCCUGGGCCAAAUAACUCCCAAGCCAUACCAAUGGGACCUCAACCAGCGCUUGUUGCUGACUUAAAUUCUCUGCGGCACAUUAUAGGACAAUCAUUGCAAGUUCAGAUUCCUCUUAAGGGCCUUCCAGGACCAGAAAAGCCUGACAGAAGUUUGGAACUGCCAAAACCUGUUAUUCCUUUACCAUCUCAAGCAGUAAAACAACAUAUAGCUUCUGCAACUGAUUAUGAUGACCUUCCUGAGUUUGACUUCAGGGCGGCAUGUGGGGUUUCUGAGAGUGCAUUAAACAAACCUCUGUUGUCCACCAACGGUGCAUAUGUUUUAGACACUGGUCCAUUUGGAAAUAGACAUUCAGCUGAAGUAGCAGGGAAGGUAGAUGGUUCCAUGCCAUCUAAAGUGACUGUACAGCCGCUGGCAACAAUCAACCAACAAAAACAUGUUCCAACCUUGCCAGGGCUCACUUUGGAUACCAAUCAUGGAAUGCCUCCAUUGAAGAAGCCUGGAGAACAUGAAAUGCAGCUUCCAACGUUUUCCCUUUCAGAUGGAAAGCCCAAUGUCCACAGCAGUGAGGUGUUAUGUGGAACUAGUACUUUAAAACCAUCAAAUGGUGCUGCUAUAACCCCAAAAAAGAAUCUCUGGGAUGAUGAUGAUGAUGACAUGCCCGAAUGGUGUCCACCGGAUCAGGAGCACCAGAAUCAACCACUCCCAAUUCCUUUGAUCCCCUCUCUGGUUCCCAAUCCAUCUUUUGGAAAGGUACCUCCAGCUGCACCAAGGCCCCUGUUCCCUUUUCCAUCUCAAGUUCCUAUACGUCCACCAUCAUGUCCUCAAGGAUUACCUCGUGCAUAUCAGCACUGUCCUAUAACUAUCACUGUGAAGCCAGCAGAAACAAGACCUGUUGGUGGAUACAUUCAAAGAGGAACAAGGUCUUCCCCUGGCUUCAAUCCUAACUUCCCUUUGAGACCACAGUAUAAUGUGUUCGAUAAGAGACCACCUAUUAGGCCUGCUGGUCAGAGGGGAUGGAGAUCUUAACAUUCUAGAUGGAGUGAAGAUGAGACGUAAUCUUGAUAGUUACUGUAAAUCAAGAUGUAGUGUUUGACUGUUUGGUUUUUAGAUUUUCUCAGACAUGCCAGGAGUCAAGAUAUAGUGUUUGGUAUUUUGAUACCCCAUAGAUUCAGGUUCUUUAGAGAUAAAUCAACUUUGUACAUAAGAAGCAAGGCCAGGUUAGAGUUUCAUGGCUUGUGCUUCGUUUUUCUUGUGUCUUUAAUCCAGAUUCAUGUUUUCCAUCUUUGGUUCCCAUAGUUAAUCAUGCCUUUUUCCA